Molecule: messenger RNA, 8970 nt
Organism: Varanus komodoensis (Komodo dragon)
Lineage: Eukaryota; Metazoa; Chordata; Lepidosauria; Squamata; Varanidae
Gene: PRKD3
Product: protein kinase D3
Exons: 20
Coding region: 1005-3683 (892 amino acids)
Biological process (GO): protein phosphorylation
Molecular function (GO): ATP binding; protein serine/threonine kinase activity
Source: RefSeq, a predicted model, not a curated record
UUCGGGUGGCUGAUCCUUUUCGGGGUGUGUGUGCGUGUGGAUGUGUGUGCUCGAAGUGGGAGCGGCGAUAAUGAGAUGCGUGUGAAGCCACCUAGUCCCGGGAGGAGACGGAGUUGCUCGGAGCCUCAAAUGGUAGAAAGGAGGUGUGUGUGUAUUUGUAGAGAGGAAGAACCAUGUACUGGAUACUAUAAUAUGGGUAUGGAGAAAGCUAAAUUCUACUUUUCUCCUUGAAACUACUUCCUGAUCAGGCAGUUCAAAACAAUUCAAAAUGCUACAGACUACCACUGUGAACCCAGCGCUUCUGUUCACUGUACUUGUAUUCGUAGAAACUUUGUUUCUUCCUUUUGUAAGAUGAACAUCUUCUAAAGAUGAACGCUCAGAGAUAAUUGAGGGUAUCCUUAUUUUUUCAUCUCUGUUAAAUGCAACACGGACAUCUAGAAACGGAAAAGAUUCAUCCAAGGCAAUAUUUGUGAUCCAGGACAUUGUCCAUUUUUUAAAAAACUGACAAGUGCAUUGACACAUUUUAACUGCAUGCAUGUUUUUGAAUUUUUCAGUGCAAUAAAUCUAAGUGUGGUGUUUGAUACAUCCCCCCCAGCCCUGAAGCCAAGUCUAAGGUUGCCUCAGAAGUAGUGCAAUGAAAAGCUUGUGUGAAAAAAACAAUGUCUAUUUCUGUUUCUGAAGAGAACAAUUUUAUAAUGAUGUAAGCCUCUCCCAACAUCUGGAUGUGGUGCUAAAAGCAAAGUGUUUUUUAUCAGCUGAUGGGAAGCUGUGCAAAGAAGACCUUUCAUUAUAAUAACUUCUGGCCAAAAUAAUCUUAAACAUCAUCAUGCACAGAAUGAAAAAGAAAAUGAAGAUGACUUUGAAUGAGGACAAAUGAAAGAGGACAUUUUUGGGAACCAUAAAAGGGAAACACGUGAUUAUACUUGUAACACUUCAGGGUAAAGGAGAAAAGAGCACACUUUAUUGACUAUUGAGCAGGUCUUGACGGAUUUAAAUCAAGUCAGAUGUCAUCAAACGAAUCUUCUCCUCCAUCCUUACAGAAGUUUUCCCCAUCUGUGUCCCAUGCUGCUGCUCCACCUACUCCUUCUUUAUCUUCAAGUCCACAGUCCGGGCUCUCAGGUCGACUGUCCAAUGGCAGCUUCAGCACACAAAGCCUCACCAACUCCAGGGGCUCUGUGCAUGGAAUCUCCUUCCUACUCCAGAUUGGUCUCACUCGCGAAACUGUUACAAUUGAGGCUCAAGAUAUCUCCCUUUCUGUUGUCAAAGACCUAGUGUGCUCUGUAGUUUACCAAAAGUUCCCAGAGUGUGGGUUUUUUGGCAUGUAUGACAAAAUUCUCUUGUUUCGCCAUGACCUGAACUCAGAAAAUAUUUUACAGCUGAUUACUUCAGCUGAAGAAAUACGUGAAGGUGACCUUGUUGAGGUUGUUCUGUCAGCAUUGGCUACAGUUGAAGACUUCCAGAUUCGUCCCCACAUGCUUUAUGUGCAUUCUUACAAGGCCCCCACUUUUUGUGACUAUUGUGGAGAGAUGCUUUGGGGCUUGGUACGGCAGGGGUUGAAAUGUGAAGGGUGUGGAUUAAACUACCACAAGCGAUGUGCCUUCAAGAUCCCAAACAACUGCAGUGGAGUGAGGAAGAGGCGUUUAUCUAAUGUAUCUCUGCCAGGAGCUUCACUUUCAGUCCCACGAUCAGUACAAACUGAAUAUGCAGCCACAGCCACAACCACAGAAGAGCGUUGUCAUCCAGAGCCCAGUAAGAGGAUUCCUUCUUGGAGUGGGCGCCCAAUAUGGAUGGAAAAAAUGGUUCUUUGCCGGGUGAAGGUUCCACAUACCUUUGCUGUUCAUUCUUAUACUCGGCCCACCAUUUGCCAGUACUGCAAACGGCUUCUCAAGGGCCUCUUUCGCCAAGGAAUGCAGUGUAAAGAUUGCAGGUUUAAUUGUCACAAACGUUGUGCCUCUAAAGUACCUAAAGAUUGUCUUGGAGAAGUAGUGUUCAAUGGAGAACCGGCUAGUCCAGGUCAAGAUAUUGAUAUGCCAAUGGAGGUUGACAGCAAUGAAAUGAAUAAUGAUGGUGGUAGGGGCUUGGAUGAUGUGGAAGAACCCUCUCCUCCAGAAGACAAAAUAUUUUUUAUGGAUCCAGCAGAUCUUGAUGGGGACAAAGAUGAAGAGGCAGUCAAAACCAUCAGCCCAUCGACAAGCAAUAAUAUUCCAUUAAUGAGGGUUGUGCAGUCAGUCAAGCACACGAAGAGGAAGAGCAGUACAAUGGUGAAGGAAGGCUGGAUGGUGCAUUACACUAGCAGAGACAACCUGAGAAAAAGACAUUACUGGAGACUGGAUAGCAAAUGUCUUACGCUAUUUCAGAAUGAAUCUGGGACAAAGUAUUACAAGGAGAUUCCACUUUCUGAAAUUCUUCAGGUGACUCAGCCACGGGAUUUCUCUAACAUGGUGCAGGGCAGCAACCCUCACUGCUUUGAAAUAAUAACUGACACAAUGGUGUACUUUGUUGGUGAGAACAAUGGCAGCAGCCACCACAACCCUGUUUUAGCUGCCACUGGCGUUGGACUGGAUGUCGCACAGAGCUGGGAGAAAGCUAUUCGUCAGGCUUUGAUGCCAGUCACACCUCAGGCUAGCAUUUGCACUGCUGCAGGCCAAGGGAAAGACCACAAAGAAUUGUCUGUCAGCAUUUCGGUUUCAAAUUGCCAGAUCCAAGAAAAUGUGGAUAUCAGUUCGGUAUAUCAGAUCUUUGCUGAUGAAGUGCUUGGUUCUGGUCAGUUUGGAAUUGUGUAUGGAGGAAAGCAUAGGAAGACUGGAAGGGAUGUGGCGAUUAAAGUCAUUGAUAAGAUGAGAUUCCCUACAAAACAGGAAAGUCAACUGCGCAAUGAAGUAGCCAUUUUGCAGAAUUUGCACCAUCCUGGGAUUGUAAACCUGGAAUGUAUGUUUGAAACUCCAGAAAGAGUUUUUGUUGUGAUGGAAAAACUUCAUGGUGAUAUGUUGGAAAUGAUUCUCUCCAGUGAAAAAAGCCGGCUUCCAGAAAGAAUUACCAAGUUCAUGGUCACCCAGAUACUUGUUGCUUUGAGGAAUUUACACUUUAAGAAUAUAGUGCACUGUGAUUUAAAACCUGAAAAUGUACUCUUAGCAUCAGCAGAGCCUUUUCCUCAGGUGAAGCUGUGUGAUUUUGGUUUUGCACGCAUUAUUGGUGAGAAGUCUUUCAGGAGGUCUGUGGUGGGAACCCCAGCUUAUCUUGCCCCAGAGGUGCUUAGGAGUAAGGGCUACAAUAGAUCUUUGGAUAUGUGGUCAGUGGGAGUCAUCAUCUAUGUGAGCCUCAGUGGUACAUUUCCAUUUAAUGAAGAUGAAGACAUAAAUGACCAGAUCCAAAAUGCAGCAUUUAUGUAUCCACCAAAUCCCUGGAAGGAAAUAUCUAGUGAAGCUAUUGAUUUAAUAAACAAUUUGCUUCAAGUGAAGAUGAGAAAACGUUACAGUGUUGACAAAUCACUUAGUCACCCUUGGUUACAGGAUUAUCAAACUUGGCUUGACCUUCGAGAGUUUGAAACUCGCAUUGGAGAGCGUUACAUUACCCAUGAGAGUGAUGAUGCUCGCUGGGAAGAACAUGCAGAUGAACAUAACCUUGUAUACCCGAAACAUUUCAUUAUGGCACCCAAUCCAGAUGAUAUGGAAGAAGACCCAUAAUCAUUUGCGAGGGAAAGGCACUUAAAUUAAAGCAAUACCAAUAUUUUGUUGAAGUGCGUGUUGCUCUCUGCUCUUCAGGUGAUUCAGUGUACAAAGCAAUGAAGGAUCCUGCAUCAGUUUGUGGAUGAACUAGAUGAUCUGGAAAGUAUCUCCACCUCUAGUUUCUAUGACGAUGAAUGUGAUCCGGCACUGGGUUAAAAGCCAUGAAGUAUUUGUGUAACAUUGCCUUACUGGUACAUCACAGUGAUGUUACUGACAGAUGAAGUGCACAGAGACUUGAUGUUUGUGAAUUUUCCAAGUAUUUUGUGAUUUAUACAAUAACAAAACAAUUUUAAUGGUUUUCUAGUUCCUAUCUAUUAAGCCAUAGAAUACUAUUUUCUGGUAUUUAGAUCUAUUAGGAAGCUGUAAAGAAACCUCAACUAUAUAACAUGACCAAAUAAUACAAAAUGCUUGAUUUUUAAAAUCCAUACAAAAUGCUGGUAGAGUAUUUAUUUGCUAAAACAAUAACCAUGAAAGAAGCCCAUAAUGUUGAUUGGGAUGGUUCAAGAUUUGACUGUUAGGCUCCUCAGCUUAAUUACAGCAGUCUCUUGAUAUAUGGAAAUCUUUACUAGUAAAAGUAUUUCAGAUUCCUGUUGAAUAUAGACAUGCUGUUUUAGCCCUUUCAGUUGUAUUAGAACAAUAGACAUAUGCUGGGUUAUUACUGUGUGGCAGAUGUUAGUGUGACUUUUGUGUCUAUAAAGGGCUUUGUAUCUUUCGUCUGAGGGCCAGGACCCAAAGAUGUGAUCUGCAUGUUAUCAGAAGGGAAUGCUUCACUUGUCACACCAAUUCCUUUGGCUAAAUGCAAGUUGUUUAGUUUGAAACACAACAGCUUGUGUCUUCUGCAGUGGGAACUGCUGUGCCAAACACAGUAAGUUGAAGCUCCAGCUACACAUAAAUCUUUCUUGCAUGCAGAUAUCACAUCUUUGUCCAGCCAAGUAGUGUAGAGUGCAUGUGUAAGAUCUGGGUAGUUUAACCUUCCAUGGUGAAAGUCUAUUUGUAGUGGGAAGUUUAAAGUAGUAGUUUAUAAUGAAUACCCCUGUGAAGAAAUGCUUCUGUUUGUUCACUUUUGGUUUGGGGGAUUGACCUGUUUACAAGCAGUCUGACAUAAAAGAAGCUUUCAGUUUUAAAAGAAUAUGGUUAGGGAUUAAUCUUUAUUUAAUUUUCAGUUAAUUCAAGUAACUUUAGAGGAGGCCAUAGUGCAAUAUCCCAUAAUGUCUCUAGUCUCACAGAAGGAGAGGCAGUCAUUUUAUCUUGCCAUGUGACUUUCUAGGUUUGGAGUGUGGAGAGGGGUUUCUUUUCUUCCCUUUUGCUUCUUUUAAACCAUGGUCUCUCAAACUACAGCCCACGGGCCAGAUCCAGCCCUCCAUGCCCGUUUUACCGGCCUGCCCCAGAGGUUUUGCACUUGCUCGCGCAGAGAUCGUUUUGGACUCGGAGAAAAUGAUCUCCGCACAAGCAAGCCACUGCUUUGCCCUGCGCGCCCUUCCAUUUGCCGCGUGCGCGCCCCCACCCCCCCUUGCUGCGUGUGCAUGUCCCGCCCCUGCCCCUCACUGGCCCGUGUCCCCCCCCCCCGCCGCCGGCACCUUUCAACUGGCCCCUUGUUGAAAAAGUUUGAGGACCCGUUUUAAACCUUGGAUAUCAGCAUAAUUACUAGCAGCACUUCUCUUUAUUGACUACCGGUGAUUACAGGGUGGGGGCUGUGGCAUGAACUUUGCCUCAUGCUUAGUGGUUUUGCAGGACCUGACAAAUCCUGCUCAUAAACUAGGAAGGGGCAAUUGGAUAUAAUGCCUUUCUAUGGGCCACUUCCCACCCUUUCAUUGUUGGUGGAUCUAGAGAGCAAAUGCACUCCUGCAUACAUUCUGAGGCUCUUUGGCAGGCGGAAUUCUUGUACCCAUCUUGAGGGAUGCUGUAGACAGCAGGUUGCCACUAUGUGAAUGGAAUGCUGGGCUGGAUGGCCCAGUGGUCUGAUCUAGCAGGGCUUUUCUUAUGUUCUAAUUUAGUUGCAUUGAAAGAGAAGUUAGGAGAAAGGAAAGGAUGAGAAGAGAGGCUGCCUCUGCUGCUCACUCUCUCACAGAUCCAUCUGAAUGGCACUCAUCUGAAUGGGACUCAUCCAUCUGAAUGGGACUUGAUACAGUUCCCUGCCCCUUCUUUCCUGCCAGUGGAUCUGCUUGUCAGAGCCUUUUGUGUAAUGCACACAAGUCUUAAUUGCAGAUAAGGAGAUGCAAAUUGGCAAUCACUCUUUAGUCUAAUGGAUAGAAACAGUUCUACUUUAUUUUAUGGAUUAAAUGGAAUUAACAUGACCAAUUACAGAAUUUAACAAGGAAUCAACAAAAACACAUAAAGGGCCCAAGUCAUUGCUUAUUCUGUGACUAGAGUGUAAGUUACUUGUCACCAGCUGCAUUAGCAGUCCUUCAAUGGGACUUUUCAGCCUGUUUGUUCUGUCAUGUUGCUUCUGCUUUUCUUCUUCCUUUCUGUUGUCUGUUUACACUCCUCCUCUUUCAGGUCUGCCAUUAGCAUCUUCACUGCCAGCAGCAUCUGUGUCACCAACUAACAUAUUCAGUACUUUGCUCUUUCCCUACAUGUUAUACUCUCUCCCCACUUGUCCUGGCUUCUAUAUUGUCACAAGACAGAAGGCAUUACACUUACAAGCAUUUGUGAGUUACAACUAUGUAAAGAGGAGGGCAAGAACUAAGCAGAACAAGGAUUGGCUAUCUUGAAGACAGCACAUCUUUUCUUCAGCAAGGAAUGUUCUUGUGCAUACGUAGCCUCAGUUGGAUUAGACCAACGGAUGCUUUGGACUAGAGAAAUUAUUGAUCAUUUCUGUAGUCCAAAUUUCUAACCAGACACCUUGUGAGAAGUAAUAGAACUAGCAAUUCCCUUCAGGGGCAAAGCUCUAGACAAAUAAAGCUUCAACUGUACAGUUAAAUCAUAAUGGAUUGUAGAAGAGGAUGCAUAAAUUAAACCAAGAUAUUCUUGAGUGGUGCAUAAUGUGCUAUGACACUUGUCCUAUGAAAUGCAGAGUCACAUAUCCAAAAGCAUUUAUCUAGCUUAUCCUGACCUCUGGAGAUGAGAAGGUUAAUAUGCAUACUGAGUUCAGAGGUAUUUUGUGCUCAUAAGCAGCCUCUAUGUGGGUGAAUUAUGUUAAUAAGCGUGGAUGUAACUUACUGUGUCUGAAUAUAUUCACAUAUUAUCACCACUUUGCUAUGGUCUACAGUCAGAUCCUAUAAAAGUCUUGUAGAAAUAAGCUCAUUGAGUUCAGUGGAGCUUACUUCCAGGUAUGUAUAUAUAGGACUGGAGUCCGAGAAUGUUAAGGGACAAUUGAAAACUUCUUCAAAUGUCAGUGAAAUUAAAUUUGGCUCAGUAUAUUUUCCACAUUAAAGUACAACAGUUUGUAAUGGAUUAUUGGAAAACAAAUUCUCUUAGGAAGUUCCUAUUUCCAGAUGAAUGUGGUCUGUAAUUCAAAGGAGUUUAUGAAUCAGCAUAAACAAAUGGAGCUUUCUCUGAAUUUUUCACUGAACUGCUUUUCCAGCAGAAGAGUCACAGCUUUUUGUGGCUGCUAUAUUAGGAAAUGAUAUAUGGAUUAUGCUGCAUUGUAGCAGAAUGUUUGCGUAACUCACUGAUAUUUAUAGUGGGCCCACAAGAAGUAUUGGUCUAAUCCUGGCUGCAUAUGUUUUAUAGCUUUUGAGCACAAUCCUAUGCAAGCUUAGGCAGAAGAAAGGCCUACAUCUCUCAGUGUGCCCCAGUCAGCAUGGCUAACUGGAAGUGGUAGGUCUAAUGUUAAACCUGUGUAGGACUGUACCUUUUGGAAGUGAGCUGUAUCCUUGCAAUUCCUUCUGUGUUUGCCAUCAUAUUCUGAUAUACUUCUUAGUACUUUGAGUAAAACCUAUUUUUUAUUUUACUAGACUAACGCUCAGUUUUAUGUGUUAGUCACUCCCAUGGUAAUCCUGUAUUUUACAUGGUAAUGUAUUAAACUACCACUUCUUUGUGGAGAGCAACCCACAUGAUUUCGCAUUUUCAUACUGACACAUGCUGACCAUGAGGUGUUAAGAAAAUGGGCCUAUAAACUCUUGUAAACUGGUCAGUGGAGUACAGGCAGACAUUCAUCCUUUUCUUGCAGUUUGGCUUCACUUUCACAUGUGGGUUGUAAAAACUUAGAAAUAGAAGUUAUUUCAAGGAAUUCAAUUCUACAAGGAAUGAGUUAGGCUCUUCUAGAAGGUUAUCCUGGUAGAAGGAACAUGAAAUUACCAACAAACUUACUCAAUGUGAAACCUAAAAAAUACUCUCAGUGGUAUUUGUCUCUUACUAGGUAAUUGUAGUUGUAUUGUCAUCUACUACUUGACUUUUCCCACAACAGAUGCUAGAGGCUAUUCUCUCAGUACAGAGAAAUUAUCCACAGCAGAAAUGAAGAUGAUGCAGAUGGAGUUAAAAUGACUGGAAGAAACUACCAAUGUUGGACCUCAGUCUAAAAGAUACAGUCAGAACUUUGUAUUUAUAGGGUAGGCUUGCACAUUAAAGUGGAUAUUUGAGCAAAACUGUAAGUACAGCCAGAGCAAAAUGUUUCUUCUAGAAGUGAAUGUGUCUAUAGGUAUUCCAUUGGUUUUUUUUCAUUGUUCUUUGUACACAUAGCCAGCAAAAGAAUAGGAUCGAAUCUUGUUCCCAAUUUAUUCAUUAACUUUGCUUUUCCCUAUGUCUACCUAGAAAUGAUAUUCAGUGAGUUCAAUGGGGCUUAAUUUCAGGUAUGUGCAUGUACAAGACACAGCUUUAAGAUCAGUGUCAGUAUAGAAUAGCCAUAUUUAAAUAACAAGUCAAGAGGGUACAGUGUAAGUUAUGUUUCCUGGAUUAAAUUUAGCUUGCAGGAAACCUGCUGAGGCUGCAGAAGAGAAAUAACUGGAAUGUUUCUACUCUGUAAUCACUGUUGCACACACUUUACAAACCGUAAUAAACAUGCAUUGCUUUCACUCUUGCUUUCCUAUGAAUGCCUACAAUACUAUUAAAAUCAAAGCUUUAAGUCACAAAGGUUGGCAUUAAUCAUUUGCUCCAGAUUUAACUUGUACCCAGUGUUGCAUUAUCAUUAAUCUUUGUUUUUGAGUUAAGUUGCAUUCAUUGAAGAAAUAGUGCUGUACCAAUGCUAGAAAAUAUUCAUGUAAAACUUGUAGCCUCAAAAAGACACUGUCAAGUACUUUUUUAUAUUUUUAUAUGUCCCAUUGUUUGUAAAUAUCCUCUAAGCUUGAAAAUAAAUUUUAUUUCCCUA